UCUUCCUCCGGCCGCCCACCCUCUCCCGCGAGCGCCGCCGUCUCUCUCCAUCCAUCCAUCCACUCUCCCAGCCAAAUCGAGCCGAGCCAAGCCGCCGCCUGAGCUGAGAGGCAGGAAUGGGGUGGAAGGCCGCGGAGAAGCUCAUCAGGCACUGGAAGAUCCUCCGCGGCGACAACGUGAUGAUCAUAAGGGGCAAGGACAAGGGGGAGAGCGGGCUGAUCAAGCGGGUCAUCCGGUCGCAGAAUCGCGUCAUCGUCGAGGGCAAGAAUCUGGUUAAGAAACAUAUUAAGCAAGGGGAAGGACAAACAGGCGGGAUCUUCUCAAUUGAAGCUCCACUUCAUGUUUCAAAUGUACAAGUAAUUGAUCCAGUCACCGGGAAACCAUGCAAGACUACAUACAAGUAUUUGCCAGAUGGGACGAAAGUAAGGGUCUCUAGAGGAAUGUAUGCGUCUGGUGCUGUCAUACCUCGGCCAGAAAUUUUGAAGGAGAGAAAAAAACCGAGACCCACAUCUCAUGGCCCAAAGGACACACCAAUUGAGCAUGUGCUGGAGAAGACCUAUGAUGCCAAAGCUGGAAUUGGUAUGCCUGAUCUAUGAGAGGAGACGUCCACUGCUGGGAGUGAAAGAGAAAGGGUUGGGCAUAUUUGUGAUCUAUCCAUCCUAGUUAAGAUAGUAGGAACUCUGUGGUUAUUAUGUCAGGAGGCACUCAACAUUUGUUCACGAAUAAAACUAGCCAGCAUCUCCUGCGUUUCCAGAAAUCUGUCCCUGAAGACCCUCUGAAUGUUGUGCAUCUUGUUUGUCGUUUGAUUGUAUGAAUGAGGCCCCAAGAAAGUACGGACCAGGCUGCUGGUUCACCAAGAACAGUUCUUGAGUUUUACUGUAAUUUCCUUGCAUUCCAGCAUGUGUUCUGAAGUUAA
Messenger RNA from Triticum dicoccoides, 916 nucleotides. Its product is annotated as 50S ribosomal protein L24-like. The transcript is spliced from 5 exons. Gene Ontology annotation, cellular component: ribosome. The record is from RefSeq and is a predicted model, not a curated record. Gene Ontology annotation, molecular function: structural constituent of ribosome; RNA binding. Lineage: Eukaryota; Viridiplantae; Streptophyta; Magnoliopsida; Poales; Poaceae. Gene Ontology annotation, biological process: translation. The coding region runs from base 117 to 596 and encodes 159 amino acids.